Messenger RNA from Jaculus jaculus (lesser Egyptian jerboa), 2038 nucleotides. It is a transcript of the gene Smarcd3, whose product is annotated as SWI/SNF related, matrix associated, actin dependent regulator of chromatin, subfamily d, member 3. The transcript has 14 exons. The record is from RefSeq and is a predicted model, not a curated record. Lineage: Eukaryota; Metazoa; Chordata; Mammalia; Rodentia; Dipodidae. Gene Ontology annotation, biological process: regulation of transcription by RNA polymerase II. Bases 453 to 1931 code for a protein of 492 amino acids. Gene Ontology annotation, cellular component: SWI/SNF complex; nucleus.
GCCUGGCAUCCCCUCGCCUCCCUCUGCCUGGCAUCUCUCUCCUCUGCCUGGCAUCCCUCUUCCCCAUGCCUGGCGUCCCUUCCCUCUGCCUGGCAUCCACGCUCCCCUUACCUGGCAUCUCCCUUGUAUCCUCUUCCCUGGCACCUUUUCCUUACCUGGGCCAUUCCCUCCUUCCUACCUGGCAUCCUCCUCCUCAAUCCUCUCCCAGUGCUCCCCAUCCUCCUGAUUCUUUAUUUUCCCCUGCCUGGCACUCUCCCCAGCCCGAUACCUUUUCCCAUCCCCUUUUUGUACCUCUCCCCUGACUGGCAAAUUCCCACCCAGCCCCAGCUCUGACACCUCGUCCCUGUCUGAUCCUCUUCAGCAUGGCCCUUGGUUCUGCAGGCGUGGCGGGCUCUGGGCCAGGGCACCGAGGGGGCACUGGAUGAGUCCCCGGUUGCAGGACCCUACCAUCUAUGACUCCAGGCCUCCAGCACCCACCCACCGUGGUACAGCGCCCCGGGAUGCCGUCUGGAGCCCGAAUGCCCCACCAGGGGGCGCCCAUGGGUCCCCCGGGCUCCCCGUACAUGGGCAGCCCCGCCGUGCGACCCGGCCUGGCCCCCGCGGGCAUGGAGCCGGCCCGCAAGCGAGCAGCGCCCCCGCCCGGGCAGAGCCAGGCACAGAGCCAGGGCCAGCCGGUGCCCACCGCCCCCGCGCGGAGCCGCAGUGCCAAGAGGAGGAAGAUGGCUGACAAAAUCCUCCCUCAAAGGAUCCGGGAGCUGGUCCCCGAGUCCCAGGCUUACAUGGACCUCCUAGCAUUUGAAAGGAAACUGGAUCAAACCAUUAUGCGGAAGCGAGUGGACAUCCAGGAGGCCCUGAAGAGGCCCAUGAAGCAAAAGAGGAAGCUGCGUCUCUACAUCUCCAAUACGUUUAACCCUGCGAAGCCUGACGCUGAGGAUUCUGAUGGCAGCAUUGCCUCUUGGGAGCUGCGGGUGGAGGGGAAGCUCCUGGAUGAUCCCAGUAAACAGAAGCGGAAGUUCUCUUCCUUCUUCAAGAGUUUGGUCAUUGAGCUAGACAAAGACCUUUAUGGCCCUGACAACCACCUCGUUGAGUGGCACCGGACGCCCACCACCCAGGAGACAGACGGGUUCCAGGUGAAGAGACCAGGGGACCUGAGUGUGCGCUGCACCCUGCUCCUCAUGCUGGACUACCAGCCUCCCCAGUUCAAACUGGACCCCCGCCUGGCACGGCUGCUGGGGUUGCACACACAGAGCCGCUCAGCCAUUGUCCAGGCCCUGUGGCAGUAUGUGAAAACCAACAGACUACAGGACUCCCACGACAAGGAGUACAUCAAUGGGGACAAGUAUUUCCAGCAGAUUUUUGAUUGUCCUCGCCUGAAGUUUUCUGAAAUUCCCCAGCGCCUCACAGCCCUGCUGCUGCCCCCAGACCCAAUUGUCAUCAACCACGUCAUCAGUGUGGACCCAUCAGACCAGAAGAAGACAGCAUGCUACGACAUUGAUGUGGAGGUGGAGGAGCCACUGAAGGGGCAGAUGAGCAGCUUCCUCCUGUCCACGGCCAACCAGCAGGAGAUCAGUGCUCUGGACAGUAAGGUGGGCCCGAGCCCAGAGCUGGAGUGGGACACUAACCCAAGGAGCACAGAGCACUCAGACCAGACCAUCCAUGAGACGAUUGAGUCCAUAAACCAGCUCAAGAUCCAGAGGGACUUCAUGCUAAGCUUCUCCAGGGACCCCAAAGGCUAUGUCCAAGACCUGCUCCGCUCCCAGAGCCGUGACCUCAAGGUGAUGACAGACGUGGCUGGCAACCCUGAAGAGGAGCGCCGCGCUGAGUUCUACCACCAGCCCUGGUCCCAGGAGGCCGUCAGCCGCUACUUCUACUGUAAGAUCCAGCAGCGCAGGCAGGAGCUGGAGCAGUCGUUGGUUGUGCGCAACACCUAGGAGCCCAUGAGCAAGCAUCACCGUGGACCAGCCAAGGCCCCGGCACUGGUCUCCCUCCCCGCUGUCCUGGGGGGUGGGCAGGACUGGAUUAAAGGUCAUUCACCAGA